AUGACACAUAGCGGUAAUUUGGUCAUAGUUAGAAUAUACGGCAUCUUAGAUAGAAACACAUUCGAUGUUGUCCUACACAAAGAUGCAGACGUUGAUGAACUAAUCAGACGAAUUAAAGAUGUCAUUAAGGUGGAUGAUGUUUCGCUAAAGAUCCUAUAUCCCCAAGAAGAUGUUUACUACAAUGGCGAUGGUGCCAUCAAAAAUUGUUUUAGAGACGGACAUGUCUGUCCGUUUUUCUUCGACAAAAAUGAAAUUGAUAGAAAGCUGACUAUAAAUUUGUCGAAUGUGUAUUUGCCGCCCCAAGCCGUCAGUCAGACCACGAUGAAAAAGUUCUCGCUCAAUACGAAAAUGGAACCAUUUCGUGGGGAGAGUUUGUCAAAAAUGUGUUUUCCGAAGGAAGAUUUGACGGAAACGAGUGCCGAUGCAGAAGUUGUUGAUAGUGUAGAUGAAGAGAAAUGUUAUGAAGAUGGGGAGGAUCAUAUUGACAGCCUCAUCUUUAGCGGUCCUCCUGUCGUGCAUGUUAUCAUCCAAGAUGAUAGAAUCAUUGAGGUCGGUCAGUACAGCUGCAGUAGAGAAGCGCAAGACGGCAAAUUCAAUCUUGCUUUCUACACAGCACCAAGUCCUGAUGAUGACGACGACGAUUUACGACGUAGAAGAAACGAUGAAAUCUCAUUGAACCUGACAAACCUCAAGAAAAACCUCCCAAUCACGCUGGUAAAUCAAACCAGUCUGAUGCCCAAACCAUUCGCUAUUUUCAACAACGAAAUAUCUCAUUUCAGAGGAUUCUCAUUGAAAUCUCAAAACCAGCAAAUAAUACCGGACCCUGAACAUGUCGUAGUGAGCAGCGAAAGUAGAAAACAAAAAUUAGAUAACCUAUUAAUUGAGCAUCAGCAGGAGGUGGACAGAUUGAAUGAGCAUAAGGAACAACACAUUAAACAAUCUCAGACGCAAAAAAGCAAUAUGGUCACCGGCGUCCAACACGGUCCAAAAAAGAUUACCCUGAAGAGAAACACCAGGCAAACAUUAGCAUCCACUCGUCUGCAAAGACAAAAAACUCAACAGCAGCAGCAACAAACUCAGCAACAGCAGCAACAAACUCACCAGCAGCAGCAACAAACUCACCAGCAGCGUCAGCAACAAUUGCAGCUACAGCAACGUCAGCAACGCCAACAGCAACAACGACAACAACAAGAAACGAACGUUUUUCAUCAUUCUCAUUAUCAUCCUCUAACAGCUUAUCCAGCGCCUCCAAUUUCACAUCCUCAUCAGACACAGCAGCAGCAGCAGCUUCAUCAACAACAAACGACGACGUUUCCUCACCAACCACAUGCAAACAGAACCAGUUCUUUUAAAUACGGUAUAACGCAUGCCCUAGCCAAGUUCCAUGCCAUCAAAGAAGUUCAACGUCAACAAGAUAAAAAAUUCAGUACAGCUGAAACUGUCAGAUUUUUCGGUACCUACCGGCCAGUUAAUUUUUAUCAUAAUUGA
This is a messenger RNA of Helobdella robusta, 1488 nucleotides long. RefSeq lists its product as hypothetical. The transcript is spliced from 2 exons. The record is from RefSeq and is a predicted model, not a curated record. Lineage: Eukaryota; Metazoa; Annelida; Clitellata; Rhynchobdellida; Glossiphoniidae. Bases 1 to 1488 code for a protein of 495 amino acids.